AUGAUAUUUGCAUUAUUUUUAUGCCCUUUCUUUACAGCUUAAUAUUCGUUCCCAAAUAUUACACUAUAUAUGGAUAAUUUGAGUUUUAGAAAAAUAAUUACAAUUAAUGAAGCUGAGUUAUCUGAAGAGAGUUGUUUCACUUUUGGAAUAUGGUCAAAAUAUAGCCCAUUAAAUAUAAAAAGUUUUUAAGAUCAAAUUGGAAUGUUUGAAAGUAAUUGCUUCUAAUUAAUAAAUGUAAUGGAUUAUACAACAUAGACUUUAAAUUUUAUUUAUUAUGUUUGUCUAGAUUAUUCUUCUAAAAGAAUUGUCAAAACCAUAGAGUUUUUAAGUGAUCAAGAUAAAUCAAUUCGAUUUGAGAAAUAUAUAGAUCCAUCUGAAUAUGAAAAUAUUUGGUAUUAAUUUUAGUUGAUUUCAUGGCCAAUAUUGAAGAAAUUAAAGUUAACAAUCAUCUAAUCAGAUAUAAUAAUAUUCAAAGAAAUACUAGUUAAUAUUGAACCUUUCAAAGAAUAACAACUAUUGUUAAUUUUUGGAGAGAACUUGGAAGUAAAGAAAUCUAAGAUUCAUUAGAUUGGAUAAGGGAUGAUACUCUCUUUAUUUCCAGGAUAAAUUGUUGUAUAUGAUCCUUUGAUAGAAGUAAUCCCUGUAUCAUUUGACUUUGAAUAAUAAAUAAUUGAAGGGUUUUAAAGUCUAAGAUAAUGUAAGUGUUAAAACAAUUAAUAAGUGAACUUAGAAGACAUUGACUUAAAUAUUCUUGAUUAAAAGGUUUAUAUUUCUGAAAAUGUUAAUUGUGAUUAUUAUGCUUUAGGUGGUUGGUUAAGGGUAUAAGAUAUAAUUUAGAAAGAUGAAUAAUUUUCUUAUUAUUUUAUGAAAAUGACAGCAUAUUUAGGAUAAAAGCAAGAAUUCAUCGAAAAUUUAGCAUCAUUCCAAUUAGUUUAUUUAAUUUCUACUAUUUAAACAAAAAUAAUAAUAAUAACAUAUAGUUUUGAUUUUCCUAUUGUUUCUAAAUAGAUUUUGGAUGAUUCAUAAUAUAUAGAGACAGUAUUUUAGAUUUAAAGGGAUAUUAUUACAUCAUGGCAUUAUUUAAUUUUGGAAUUAGAUGAUAAUUAACUAAAUAUUAAAAUAACUUUUUAUGAUUAUUAUAAAAAUAAUAUGUAAUCUUAUGAUGCUUAAGUUAAAGUAAGGUAAUUUCAUAAUUGUUAAUUUAAAUUAAGAUAUGGAAAUAUAAUAUAGAAUGAAUUAAAUUAUUUAAAUAUUGCAGUAAGAAAUUUGUAAUUUACUAAUUGCAAAUAUGAUUAAAGGAUUAAUAAAUGUCAUUAUAGUUGUUUAGAUUGUGAUGGUUAGGGUAAGACACAUUGUUUGUCUUGUUCAGUUGAUUCACAAAGGAUAUAUCUACAUGAAUUUAAGCAAUGCAUUUGUCCAAUUAAUUCAAUAGAUUAUGAUAAUAAAUGUAUCACUUAUAAAGAUUCUAAUCUUAAGUUAAAAAUUCAAUAGAAUAUUGAUAUAAAAUGUAAAACAGGAUAUUUUGAAUUAGAAGGAGAUUGUAUAAGAUGGUAUAUAUAUAUAUAUUAUUUAAUAAUAUUUAGUCCUUCAAGAGUAAAAGAUGAUUAUAUUACAUGUUUUGAAUGUUUUUAAAAAGUAAAGGAUUGGGCUUAAGUUUCUAUUUGUUAAACUAUACUUUAAAUUCCUUAAUAAUUUUAGCAUUUAAAUACUAUUAUCUUAAUCAAUUCUUUAUAGUAUUAUCAUGAUGGAUCUGAUUUAAUAUUAUGUGAGAAUUGUUUAUUAUUAAAUGAUAAAUUUUAAGAAUUGCAAAAUUAAAAUGGUAUUUAUUAGUUGUUUUUAUAAAAAUCUAUGAGUUUCAAAUAAUUUUGUUUAUAGAAGAUUGAAUUUGAUGAUGAAUAAAGAUGUACACUUUGUAAUAUCAUUGAUUGUGUCAGAUGUGGUAUUGAUGUUGAGAAAAUGAUAUGUUUAUAAUGCUAAUAGAAUUUUGUAUUAAUUAACGGAAUUUGUAAAUUAUAAACUAAAACAUAUCUUUAUCAAUCUUGCCGACCUCCAUAUUAUACAUCCUAUAAUAGAGAGUGUAAGAUAUGCACUAUAAAUAAAUGUUUAUACUGUUUUGAAUAUUAUUAAAAUAAUGGAUAAGAUUUAAGUACUCUAGAAUUAAUUGAAUUUGCAAUAUUAGAAUAAGAAUUUAAUUCAAUAAAGAUUGGUUGUAUUUUAUGUUAAGAUGGUUAUAUUUUUAAUUUUUCAUUAGGAAUAUGUAUAAAUUAAGCACCAAGAAUAUAAUAUUGUUUAAUAUCUUAUGUAAAAUCAUUAAAAGAAAAAUGUAUAUUAUCAAAUUUGAAUAAUUUUUAAGUAUCCAGAAUAAUUAAUGCUUGUGAUAAUUUUAUUGUAAAUUGUUAACAAUGUGCAUUAUCUAAUUAUUAUAUUGUAUUUUGUAUAUAAUGCAAAAUUGGAUAUAUAUUAUAAGAUAAUUAAUGUUAUAUGAAUGAGGAAUUUGGAUUGGAUUAUCAAAAUGAUAUGUGGGAUUUAUAAGUUUAAGCUUUUUUAUUAAUUUAUAAUCCAGAACAUAAUCAAUAUUUUUAUUAAUCAACAGAAGAAUAGUCUUAUAAAUGUGGUAAGUUAUGUUUAAAAUGCAGAAAUUAAGAUUUGUAAUAUUUUUGUGAUGAAUGCAUCUUGGAAUAUAUGGAAGAUACAAUUAGAAUCUAAUAUGGAUUCUACUGUCCUAUUUGUCCUCGUCUUUGUUAAGUUUGUACAUCUCGUUCUCUACAAGAGAUUAAUGUAAAUAAAAUAACAUAUAAUAUUUUUAGUCUAUGAAUCCUUUUUUUUAAAUUUCAGAAUCCAAUUCUAUAUAUACAUAAUAAUGUCUUUUACCUAUUAAAGAUCCUUUUAUAUUUCAUGAUCCUUAUAAUAAAACAACUUAAUAUUGUUUUGAUGGUAAUUGUCAUAAUGAAUUUUAAUUAAACAAUUAUUUGAAUAGUUGCUUUUUUAGUAGAUUUCCUAAAUCUCUCUCAUACUUUAAUAUUAACUAAGAGUAUUGCAAUCAUAUUGGCAUAAAUACAUUAACUUUUAAUUUGUUCUUUUAAAUACCUGAAGAACUCUGUUUAAUAAUGCCAUUACUCAAUCAAAGAGCAUCAUUAAAAAAAUAUGUCUUUGUAUUAUAAACAAUAAAAAUUAAUUUAAUAUCAUUAAAUCCAUUUUAUUUUGUUUUAACAAAUGGAAUAUAACUUGAAGAAUAUGAUUCUGUAUCUUUCAUUAAUUCUGGAUUUAUUUUUGUAGAAAAUUUAUAAGAGAAUAUUUUGUUGUUGAAUAGCUAUAAUCAUAUUGAUUUAACAUUGAUUAAUUGUACAAUAUAGAAUAGCAGCAUUAAUAAUAUCACAUCAGUAUUUUAUGCAUAAAAAUUUGGAUCAAUCAUUAUAUAAAAUUUUACAAUUAUAAACACAAUCAUUAAAAAUUCCUCAUUGUUUAAUUUAUAAUUAUUAUAAUUUGAAGGAUAUAUGACUAUUUCUUCCAUAUUUAUUUCAAAUUGCACUUUUAUAGAUUCCUAAUUAUUUUAAUUUUCUAAAAGUUAAUAAAAUAUCAACAUUCUAAAUUUGACUUUAGAUUCAUGUAUAUUGUAAAAUGCAUCUUUAUUUACUUUAAAUAUCAAUUACAUAGAAGAAACAAAAUUAGAAUUGAGAAACUUAAUAAUUUAACACAAUUAUUUUUAUAAUUCCUAUUUUCUUUUUUGUUCAUAAAUGAUUCAUAUAGAUUUAAAUAAUAUUAUCUUGAAUUUUAAUAAGAUACAUUAUUCAAUAAUAUUUGGAUUUAGUUAUAGUAUAUCAGCUAAUUACAUUAAAAUUAAAGAAAAUAUAUUUAAUGAAUCCUAAUUUCUAUAAACAAUUGAAGUAACAAAUGAAAUAAAUACUUAAUGUUCUAUUUCUGAAUUAAUAGUGGAAAACAAUGUAUUUCAAAAUGUUAAUUUAAUUCAUAUAUUUUCAAAUUCUUAUUCAAAUAAAUUGCAAAUUUCUAUUAUAUUUGUACGAAUUUAAUAAAACAUUAAAUCAGUUAAUACGAAUUAAUCUAGUUAAAUAUUUAACAUUAAUAGUAAAUCAUUAGAUUUAAACAAUUUUAUUAUUAGCAAUAACUAAGAAAUACGUAUUUUUAAUAUUUAUGAUAUUGAAGAUAUCAAACUCAAAAAUUUAAUAUUUGAAAAUUAAAUAGUUGAAUAAAAGGUCUCUAUUUCAAAGAAUUGUUUCUAAAGAUCAAAUCUAUAAAAUUAAUUAAUUUUAAUAAUGGGUUUUGAUAAUAUUUCAAUAGAAAAGUGCAAAUUUAUAAAAUAAUCCAGUAUUGAUGAAUCACUUAUAGAAAUAGUUUCAAGUAAAUCAAAAUAAUUACUUGGGUCAAUAUUCAUAAAAAAUAUUGAAUUUUAUGGAAAUCUCUUAUAAUUGUUGAAUUAAGUUUAAGCUUUUUCACUAUUAACCAUACUUUCAGAUAAAUAAAUUAAUAUUUUAAUGGAAGAUGUUAAAUAUUAAAAUAAUUUUAUGCAUGUAUAUUCUGAAAGUGCCUUAAAGUAAUCAGCUACUUUAUUAUAAAUUAUAUCAUCUACAAGUAAUAUUUCAAUAAAUAACUUGUAUUGUAUCCAAAAUUCCUUAACUAAUUCAUCCAAUUCUUUUAUAAGAAUUACAUCUAAAUAAUUAAUAAUAAGUAAUAUUUUAAUCAAGAAUCAUAAUAUAUUACCUUACAAUAUUUGGAAAGAAUAUUAUUUUAUUAAAAUAGAGGAUGAAUAAAAUUAAGAAGAAAUUAAUCUUUUUAUAAUGUAGAUAUAUCAUAUUAAAACUAUUGGAGGAGCAGCAUAAAUUGAAGUUAGUAAAUUUGAAUGUUUUAAUUGUUUUUUUCAAGAUAUAUUAUCUGCAAAGAGUUCAGUUUUUGAUAUUGUGACUUCUAAUGAAGGAAUAGUUGUGAUUUCAAAUUUCUCUGUUAAUUCAACAACAUAUAGUUUGGUUGAAUAAAAUGAAAGUUCUGGAAGCUUAAAUUUAAAUUCAUAAAAUAGUUUAUUAACUCUAUAUAUUUCAUCUGCAAGAUUCUUAAAUGUCAUUAAUAGAAUGUCCACAUCUAUUUUCACAAUCAUACCAUCAUUACUUUAAAAUAAGAUGAUUAUCAAAGAUAUAUAAAUUCUAAAUUGUAUAUCUUUAAAAAAUUAAAUAUUUCAUAUAUAAUUCAUUAAGUAGAUUGUUGCCUUAAAUUCAAUUUCAUUCAUAAAUAUUAAGAUAAUAUAAGAUUAAUAAGCAUGGGCAAACUAUUUUUAAAUGAUAGGAUUGUUAAGUUUAUCUGAUAGAUUAGAAAUAACAGGAGAUGAAAAUGCAUUAAUUUAUUUAGAAAAUUGUGAUUUUUAUAUAAGAGAUUUUGUUGUUGAAGGAAUACUUAUUGCUCCUGUAUUAAAAUUGAUUAAUGUACAAAGCUUGGUGAUCUUUAAUUGUAAUAUAGAAAAUAUUGUCAGUAUAACCACAUAAAGUCUUAUAUAGAUUAGUUAAAUAGUUUAAAGUAAAUCUUCAAUUUAUUUAAAAUAACUUAAUAUUAGAAGAACAAAUGUAUUUACAUAAAAUUUUUUAAAAAGUGUUAAACCUCCUAAAUUUUAAACUGAUUAUUUUAUAGUUGGAUGUUUUAUUAUGAAUAAUUCUUUUUUAAUUGAAUAGCCAGAAGAUUAUCUACACAUUAAUAUUAUUUAAUUGUAACAAUCUAACUAUCAAAGAAAUUCCAUCAUAAUGAUAAAAAGCGAAUCUAAUUUAAGUAGUAUUAUAUUAGAAAUGAUUAAAUUAGAAAAUAAUAAUUUUCAAACAAUCUUAAAUGGAAUUAUUUAUUUUGAUGUUGCUUUAUUUUAAAAAUUAAGAAUCAAUUAUUUGGAUUGUAUUAAUAAUUUCAUAAGAGAAUAUGGAUGCCUUCAUUUUGUAGGCAAUAAUUCAGUAAUCUCUAAAAUUUAAAUUAAAGAUUCUAAUUUCAUUAAUAAUAAUGGAACCAAAGGAGUUGCAAUUAAAGUUACAGAUAUAUCACUAGAUUUAAAAAAUUGUAAAAUUGCUUUUAAUAUGGCAAGUACUUAAGGUGGGGCUUUAUAUUUAAGAACUACUUCAAAAUUAUUUAGUAUAAUAAAUACAUAGAUUAUAAAUAAUCAUGCUUAAGAAGGGGGAGGAAUAUAUUUAGAAAAAGAUCAUAAUUUAAAUGCUAAAAACUUUAAUAAUUCUUAUUUAUUAUUCAAUAUAGCAUAAAAUUAUGGAAAUAAUCUUGUUGAAAAUCCUACACAUUUAACACUCUUUAUAAAUUAAAAAGAAAUGCCUUACAAAAUAUAAGGAAAGGAUAAUACAUCCAUUAGUAUUCUAAAAAUUGAACCUUACAAAAUAAUUGAGUAAGGAAUAUUUAUUGAGACAUAAUAACUUAUGAUUCCCAGUAAUUAAGAAAUCAAUAACUAUCAAUUAUUUAUUUUAAAUGGAUCCUUUUAUGUAAACUAUAUAAAAAAUAUGAGUUUGUUUUUUAAAAACAGUAAAGGAGAAUUACUCUAUGAUUUAAUAAGUUCAACAUGUGAGGUAUCCAGUACUAUUAUAAGGAAUGAUGGUGGAGAAGUAAAAGGAUUAACAAAAAAUCAUACUUUAUAAUAUGAAUUUACAAAUAAUAAUUUUGAAUUAGGCUCUUUAACUUUUACUCUUAAUCCAUAUGAAUAGGAAUUUAGUCACUUAAAAAUUCAAGUAAAUUGCAAGACUUCAUAUUCUUAUAAUGAAUUCAAAUAUAUUAUUAAUGCAAAAAGUCUUAAAUGUUAAUUAGGUGAAUUUUAUAUUGAAAAUGGAUGUUAAAUUUGUAGUUGGACUUAAGGAUUUUAUAGUGUCACAUAUAAUUCAAUUAAAUGCUCUAUUUUCGAUAAAUAAAAAUUCUAAAAUAUAACUUCUAAUAUGAUUAAUUUAUAUGAGGGUUAUUGGAGACCUAACUAUCUAUCAGAUUAUACUGAAUCAUGUUAUAAAAAUCCUUUAUUUUGCUUAGGAGGUUGGAGAGUUGGAGAUAGUACAUGUAAAUUGGGACACAAAGGUGCUUUAUGCGAAAUGUGUGAUGUAUAUGAUGAGAAAGGGGAUGGAAAAUUUUUUAAAGAUUAAUAAAACUUUUCAUGUUAGUCGUGCUCAAAAAAUGAUAAUAUUGUUCUUCCUUUCUUAUUUGCAUUGUUUUAGUAAAUAUGAUUUAUAAGUUAUAGAUCUUUAUUAUCAAUAACUUUGUCCUUAAAAAGCAUCAAUAAAUCAAAUUAAUUAUUUGCUUCAUUAAAGAUAUUUAUUAAGUUUAGUAAAUUAAUAUUUAAAUUGAGUUAAGGUAAUAAUUUAUAUUUAUAUUUAGAUCAUGAAGGAAUAUUAGUAAAAAUGUUACUAAAUCAUUUAUGGAUAUUUUCUGUUAUAUUUACUUUUAAUAUUAAUUUUUCAUUCUCUUUCAUAUUUAUUGAAUAAUCUAGUAAUAGCUUUUACUUUAUGGUUAACAAUUUAGAUUGUUAUUUAUCUGAUCUCCAAACUGAAUUAAUCUAUAUCAAAAUCUUUGUUAUUUUAAUAUUAAUGCUAUUUUAAUUCAACUUGAUACUUGCUCUAUCACUUUUAUAUCAUAGUAUAACUAAUAAUAAUAUGGAUAGCAGUUUACUCUCAAAUACAUUACUUUAUUUGUAUGUUUUUAAUUAUGGAGGAUUGAUUAAAAUGUAUUAUUUUAAUUUUCAAUUAGGCUAUGUUCAUCCUUGUCAGGUAGAUAAAUAUCUAAUAUCAAUUAUAUAUAAGGAGAUGUAUCAUUAUUAUAUGAUACAAGGGAUCAUUAAUUAUGGAUAUAUUGUCUGAUUUUACCAUUACUUAUUGUUUUUGGUUGCAUCAUACCUUUUUCUUUGUUUUUAUUAACUUAUGUGAAAAGAGAUAUUCUUCAUAAGAUUAAACUUAGAAGACAUAUUUGCUAUUUAUUUAAUGAAUACACUGAUAAUAAUUAUUAUUGGGAAUAGAUAAAAUUAUUAUAAAAAGCAAUAAUAAUUUUAAUAACAACUUAUUUUGAAAAUAGUAUUCUUUUGAAGACAUCAUUAUUGGGUCUAUGUUUACUCUCUUAUUAAGCUAUAGCUGUUAAAAAUAAACCUUACAUUAUUUCAAAAUUUAACAAUUUAGAUUUGUCUUCAGGAUAAAUUUGCUCAAUUACUAUAUUUUUAGCAGCAAUAAAAUAUGAAAGCUAGAAUUUAAAUAAUUAAUUUUUUUCAAUAUUCUUAUAAAUAAUUAUACUGAUUUUAUUAGUUAGACUUUGUUAUCCAUUUAUUUAAAAAAUUUUUACAGUUUAUUACCAAAAAUAUAGUUUAUAGAUUUUGACAAAGAUUUAUGAAUGUUUCAAAUACUUAAAUCUGAAUAAAUAUUGUAUUUAAAUACUUGGAGAUUAUAUAAUUAAAGAGGUAGAAAGAAAAUAGAAAUUGAAAAGAAAUUUCUAAAAACUCAAAGAAUAUUUGAUUCCUAAAUCUAAAGCUCUAUCAUCAAAUUAUAGGUAUGUAUUUAUUAACUAAUUUUAGAACUGUUACUAGAAAGAUUCCUCUUAGAUCAAUAUCAAAUAGUGGAUAGUAUUUUAUUGAACCAAUUAACGAAUGA
Paramecium pentaurelia is the source of this 8600-nucleotide messenger RNA. The record is from the annotation of a GenBank genome assembly. Lineage: Eukaryota; Ciliophora; Oligohymenophorea; Peniculida; Parameciidae.